Penicilliopsis zonata CBS 506.65 is the source of this 1341-nucleotide messenger RNA. RefSeq lists its product as hypothetical. The record is from RefSeq and is a predicted model, not a curated record. The transcript has a single exon. NCBI's taxonomy places the organism in Eukaryota, Fungi, Ascomycota, Eurotiomycetes, Eurotiales, Aspergillaceae. The coding region runs from base 1 to 1341 and encodes 446 amino acids.
AUGCUCACUCCCAUUCGAGUCCGUGGCCGCAGAAAACAACCCACUGCGACACAAAAUGGGGAUAAAAAUACGCAGGCAUCUGCAAAAGCCUCGCCAAAAGCACAUGGACGACCCCUGAUGUCCUCCCAGUCCAAGCUGGCCUCCUCCCAGUCCAAAAGUACCCGACGCGUGACGCUUCUAACGGCACCCCGACCGGAGAAAAAACACGGGCUCUCACAAUUUGAACGCCUGCCUCUCGAGCUCAUCGAACGCAUAUUCCUAUAUGCGGUGAAUGUAAACCUCGCGCGGGCGUCGCCCAUGCUGCAGGCCGUCCUCUCCUCGGAACGCAUCUACCGCGUGCUCAUCCUACUUGCGUUCUGGAAUGAUCGUCAGCGGGACACCGAUCGGCCGAAGAAGUAUACCCGAGAUGUUGCGCGUAUCAUGCGACCCCUGGAUUACAAUCCGCUCCGUGAUGGGGAACGUGCCGCGCUGCAGGCGACCGUGCUGCGGUGCAGGUGGUGUACCGCGAGGCGGAUCAUGGAGCGGAUGCCGGAUCUGAUGCGGCUGAUGGUGCUGCGGGAAGGGUUUUCCGUGGAUAAAGAGCUGGACGGUUUACUAGAGGAUCUCGCCAUGGAUAAUAAUAAGGGAUCAUCGGAGGGAAGCGAGAUACAGCGAGAGAUCGAAAGGAAAGACAUCAAAUACAGCCUCGCCAUCAACCGGGUCUCGAUGCGCAUCACCUCCGCCGCCGAAACACAGCCAGAUCCCUUGGUGGUCCCUUUUCUCAGCGUGCGCAGAUUUCCCGACGCCCUCCUCCGAGGCGACCGCAGCUUUGACCAGGACGAGACUUUCCUCCUCGAGACGCUGCUUGCCGCCGCCUCCAUCGAGGGUUUCGCCUCCGUGACCCUCUCCCACGACGCCCUCCACCAUGGCAUCCAUACCGCGCUGGUCGCGAACAAUGCCCGUGCCCUGGCGUCUUUGCUCGAACUUGAUCAAUCCUAUUUUCGACGGCAAUCAAGUUCUUCAGCGACAUCCACCUCUUCUUCUUCCGAAUACUCCCUCCCAGCCGAGCAUUUCCGCACGGCCGUCCGCGUUGCCCGUUCGGAUCCCACGCUCUUCCUCCUCUUGCUGCGCGCAAACGCCGAGUCUGUACCUGCCGAUGAUGCAGAAAUCACCCAGUGGGCCAUGGAUAUGGUGGAAGGGAGGACUGUUUCCAAGAGGAAGAGCCGUUUCGGCCGCUGGUUGCUCGAUUGGAUGAUGCAUCUACCGCGUACGGGGUCAAUCUUGUUCACUUCCGGCCGAGCGAAUCCCCAAGAUGAGAUGGGACGGCGUUAUCUUGAUAUAUUUGGUGAAAGUAGCACCUAA